ACAUUUCUUGCAGUGUUGGGCACACAUUUUGCUUCUAUUGUCUCGGAUGGCCUCUCUGAAAGAGAUCGUCUCCGCCCGAUACGAUCCAAGACGCAGCGAAGCAACGGAGCCGUUAUCAGGCGCAGGUGCGACCUCAUUCCGUCCCACGAGGCAGCGAGGGGGAUCCCCGAUAUCGGCGGCGGCGUCCAGCGGCGGUUGGCAGCGCGUUAUAAAAGGCGCGCGCGCGGGCUCCCAGGAGCAUCCGCAGCCUGGACGAUGGCUUCGCGGGCGUGGGCGUGGCUCGUGGUGUGGGCGUGCCUGGUGGGCGGCGCCCUCGCCUCCUGCACCUUUAGCCACCGCAACCUGCUCGCGCGCCAGCCGCUGCUGCUGCGCCCUGGCGGCAGCCGCGACGCCCGCGGCUUUGUUCACGUUGACGCCUCCGCCAACGUCGUCCUCAAGACCGGAGAAGAAAUUGAAUUGGCAUGCCCAGGUACAAACAACUACCUACAAGGCAGUAAUGUUCUACCUCUUCCUAACAUCACAGUUGCCUGUCAAUCAUCAUACACCUUCACUGCCGAUGGAAUAUCGAUAUCUCUCAACCAGGUGGAGUGCGCGUUGGAGCCGCUGCACGAGGCGCGGGUGACGGGCGACGCGCGGCGGUGCGCGCCGCGGCUCUCCCACGUGGAGGUGGGCUUCGCGCUGGCCGGGGGCUUCCUGCCGCUGUACGAGGUGUGCCUGGACGCCGACGCGCUCGCGCCCGCCGCCACGCGCCACUACGUGGUAGCCGCUUACGUACAAAGCACGCAAGUGCAGUCAUUUACUGUUCAGCUGGGCUCAACGAACGCUAACAAAUAUAUUACAUACAACAAUUACCUCCAGUACAACCUCUUGACGCCUCUGGAAGAUUUCGUCUAUGGACCUCAACGUAUGGCAGUUUCUUUCUACCUGAAUUCGUUCGCGUCGGGCUUCUGGCGCUCGCUGGAGAGCUCCGUGCGCGAGGUGGCGCGCAGCGAGGGCGACCUGCUGGUGCAGACGUCGGCGGUGGGCGUGGCGCAGCUGCCCGACGCGGAGGGCCGGCCCACGCCCACCUACCUGCACGCCACGGCCGCCGGCGCGCGCCUCAUGCCGCUGCCGCAGUUCCUCGUGAAGAGCGUGGAGAACGCGCGCGGCGAGCAGGUCGUCUUCGAGGUGUGCGAGGACGUGUGCGCGCGGCUGCGCUGGCUGCCGUGGCGCAGGGUGCCGCCCGCCAGCCGCUCCGUGCUCUGCUGCCGCGCGGGCGACCCCCUGCUGCGCCGCCUGCUGCCCACGCCCUUCGCCCACGACGACGCCCUCGCGCGUUCCCUCGCCCACGGCGGCGGGGACGCCCCGCUCCUCGAGGGCGGCGCCGACGCAGCGGAGUCCACACCGAGCAACUGAAGAUUCUUUCAGAAUACACCCAAGCGCUAGGUUUCUCGUUUUCGGAAAACGGGUCAAAUUGAGUUUUCUGGCCAGUGUUUUAAUUUUUCGCUACAAGUAGUGAUUAUUUCAUUAUUUUUUACUACAAAAGUACGUUUACACUUUCAGAAAAAUAUUCUACUUUUAACUAAUUCUUCUGGCUCUAGACUGCGUUUUGAAGCAAACGAUUCAAUUUCCAGCGCAUGCUAUUUCCAGACCAUCUAGGAAAAGCAACCUAUAUCCUAUGGGUCUCAAACUAGUAGCAAUGGGUGCAAACUAGGCUCUUAUAUGAUAUACAUAAUCAUCCUCUAUUGGAAUAUUUAACGAAGAAAAUAAUUAAUAAUAUCCAAAUUCGCGGAUUUUAUCAAUUUUGUAAUAUUUUAUGAGAUCAAUGAAGACAAGAAUAUUCUGUGUACUUAGUCAAGUAAAAAAAUUGAGUUUUUCCCCCUCCUUUUUGUAAUUAUUUACUAUGUGAAUUUAAAAUAUUUUUGCAAUAGUUAAAU
Messenger RNA from Gryllus bimaculatus (two-spotted cricket), 1916 nucleotides. The record is from the annotation of a GenBank genome assembly. NCBI's taxonomy places the organism in Eukaryota, Metazoa, Arthropoda, Insecta, Orthoptera, Gryllidae.